UAUAGUUAUUUUAUUUUUAUAGUUAAAAACAUAAAAACUGUCUGUUGGUCUCAAAACGGGGAACGGUCGGCAAAGUAAUAAAAAUGAAAAAUAAAGUUUAUUUCAAAACGCAUUUAACCGAAACUUGUAAGGAUUAAAGGCAGGACCUUUUUCCGAAAAUACAUUUAGUGUUUUAUGGGUCUUUUGUAUAUCCCUUAAAUUUGUAAAGUAAAGGAUCGAUCCUCUUUUUUUGCGAAACAUGAAAAUUUGUCACACAGAUGUUGGGUUUUUCCAAUCCCUACUAUUUUUCACCAAUUUUUACCCCGUUUUUUUGUAUCCCUUCCAUUUUCAAAAAUUUCCCCUCAUGUACUUUGCUUUGAAAACCUCCUACGCAAAGGAGUUUUCAGUUUUGUUAAUUCCACGAAAGUAAAUUGAAGUGCAGUGAAAUUUUGUUUCAAUUAUGGCAAACCAAGAAAACAUUAUUUUUAAAAGUCUAUGUUUAAAUGAAAGAAAUAAAAUCGUCGAAUCGAUGAACGGUCAGAAUAUUAUGUGUAACGUGAUAUCUAAUGAUGAACUAGUUAUUGAUGACAGUAUGCAACCGGAGGUCAAACUUGGUGUAGGGCGAAUGGAAAUAAUAGAAAAAAUAGGCUCAAAUGCUCCAAAGAAUAGAAAAAGAAAGAGGAUGGAAGAUUUACUCCAAUGGAAGAUUCACGAAUCCAGUAUGGAGACCUGGAGAAAAAUCCAUGAAGAAAAAGAAUCUGCAAAACGUCGCAGACAUGAAGAAAAAAUGGAAUUACUUAGUCAGAUUGUUAGAAAACUGGGUUCUGAAUCCAAAAGUUCAGAACCCAAAGUAUAGUAUUCUAUGCCAAGCUAAAAUAAAUUCAAACAUUUUUUUUACUGUCAGAAAAUCGAGUCUUUGUAAUUGACGAAACCAAACUUUCAUUUAUUUUGCGCCAUAAAAUCUCAUAGUGGUUCUGCACUCUACUGGUCAAGUUAUAAAAACAAACGUCACAAGAUGAACUGAGCUUAAGUCUAUGAGGUUAGGUUCUUAAAAAAGUGACAGAAGUGACACAUGACGCACAUGAUUUUUGUAACAUUGAAUCGAAAAUAAACAAGUUUGUUAAAAUUCAAAAAUAACAAUAAUUCAUUAAUUUGAAAUAUACUUACUAAA
Molecule: messenger RNA, 1150 nt
Organism: Leptopilina heterotoma
Lineage: Eukaryota; Metazoa; Arthropoda; Insecta; Hymenoptera; Figitidae
Exons: 3
Coding region: 440-835 (131 amino acids)
Source: RefSeq, a predicted model, not a curated record